AUGUAAAAAUGGAAGAAUGCAGGGUGGUUCCCGCAACAUCAACACCAUUAUGCUUUGUUCGUUCUUAUUAUGUGUAUAUACUGGGUUAAGUUGUGGGAAUUACACCCGAAAAUGAGAAGUAUGAAAAAUGCUUUGCUGAGAGCGUUGCUUGUGAGAGCAAAAGUGUCACAACCACCUGGUACGGAAACGCCCUCAUCCGAAAAGCACACAGGAAGUAUUGCAUAGACGCGUCUCAAACAACACCACUAGCACUGUGGAAAGAGAAGAGUGAUGAGAAAGAUGCAUGGGCAGUGCUACAUCUUUCUGCUCACCUACGCGGUGACUGUUGCCAUCCCUGACUCACUGGCUUUCACCAUUGAUAUGACAAAUCCUGAUAUCUAUAAUGGUGAACAAAAAGAUUUUUUUGGAUAUAAAGUGCUUCCGUUCAUAUCGGGCACAAACAAAGGGAUAAUUGUUACUGCACCUCUGCAGUCAAAUGGAUCUGGGGCAAUAUGCACACGUGGCCUAGACAAAGAGCAUAAGUGCUUCAAACCUGGAGGAAUUUCUCUCAGAAACACAACAAUAGCAGUCAAACAUCUUGGACUCUCAAUAGCUCGGGACUCCAAACGUUCCCAAAUCACUGUUUGCAGUCCAAAUGUAGCCCAUAAAUGCAACGAGAAUUCCUAUCUGAACAGUGUGUGUUACAACAUGACAGAUAACCUUGAUGAAACCUCUGUUUUGACACCUGCUUUCCAAGAAUGCACAAAAAAGACGGUGGACCUUGUCUUCCUUUUUGAUGGAUCAGGGAGUAUGACCGAAGCAGAGUUCAAUAAAAAUAAAUAUUUCAUAAAGGAUAUAAUGAAGAACCUUACAAGCACAUCAAUCAAGUUUGCUGCAGUUCAGUUCUCCAUUGAUUGCAGGAAAGUUUUUGACUUCAAGGACUAUCAAGCUGGUACUGCUCUUGAAAAACUAAAGAAUGAACGUCAUAUGAAAAGUCUUACCAACACACACAGAGCACUCAAAUUUGUGUUAGAAGAAAUCUUGGAAAACCCAGCUGCGGGUGCCUCUCCUGAUGCAACUAAAGUCCUGGUACUAAUAACAGAUGGAGAUCCUAGUGAUUCUGACAAUGAUCACAUUAUUGACAAAUACGAUGACAAAAGCAUAGUUCGCUUUGUCAUUGGGGUCAAAGACGCAAAUCUGGAUAAGUUUAGAGCCAUUGCUUCGAGACCAAAGGACAAAAAUGCCUUCAAAAUUGAGAACUAUGAUGGACUCGCAGGAGUACUGCAAAGCUUUCAAAACAAGAUCUUUAAAAUGGAAGGCUCAAAAGUGGCUCGAGCAGGAGACAUGACCAAUGAAAUGUCUCAGAGUGGAUUCAGUGCUGUCUUCUCCAAGGAUACCUUGAUUUUGGGUUCAGUGGGGUCAAACAGCUGGCGUGGCUCUCUCCAAGAGCUUCGUGAAGGAAAACUAACACAAAUUGAAGAUCCACAAAUGCAGAUGGACUCCUACAUGGGAUAUUCUACUGCUGUUGGAGAGAAGCAUAACACUACACUAUACUUCGUGGGUGCACCAAGAUUUGAACAUGAAGGACAGGUUGUACUUUUCAAACGUGAUGGCAAGAACUGGACAGCAGGCCAAAGAGUUCAUGGCCCCGGGAUUGGUUCCUACUUUGGUGCAGAGCUUUGCUCAGUAGAUGUCAACUCAGAUGGUAGCACAGAUUUCCUGCUGGUGGGAGCUCCACAGUUUUACCAGCCUCAGGAGAACAGAGAAGGCCAGAUAUACGUCUACACACUGACUAAUGAGAUGCAAUUGAAAAGUGAACUGAAUGUGCCUGCAACAUCCAUGGGGAGAUUUGGUACCAGCAUAUCCAGUCUUGCAGAUCUGAAUGGAGAUGGCCUUCGAGACGUUGCUGUCGGAGCCCCCCUUGAGGAUGAUAACAGGGGGGUUGUCUACAUCUUCCUUGGUGACAGACACACAGGGAUACGCAGCACUUUCAGUCAGAGAAUCAUGGGACAGAAAAUAACAUCUGGGUUGAGAUUCUUUGGACAGGCCAUUGAUGGGAACAUUGAUCUCGGAGAGGACGGACUCCCGGAUCUUGUGGUCGGAUCACAGGGCAAAGUUGUUGUCUUGAGGUCCAGGCCUGUGUUUACUGUCACUGCUCAUCUGUCUUUUCAACCGAAGGAGAUAAGCACUGAUCCAAUUGACUGCCUGGGCAACACAGAUACAAAUUUACCAAUGGUUAACUUAACAACCUGCUUUGAAAUGGUAGAAACAACAAAGAGCAAAGCAGAUGCACUGCUAUCGAGACUGAACAUUUCGUACAUGCUCAAUGUGGAUCCGAUGAGACAAACAUAUCGAGGUUUCUUCAGUCAAACAGACAGGAAAGCUAGGACUUUUAUCCAUACCUGUGAACUAAAGAAUGGGAACACCUGCUUCAAGUACUCAGUCUACAUGCCAAAGUGUGUGAAAGACACAUUAACACCCGUCAGCAUCAAACUAAACUUUUUCCAAGCGGACAAUGAGAGCACAGGUGCCAUCCUGAAUGUGGACAGCAAACAGCAGGCUGUCACUGAGAUUCCCUUUGAAAGGCAGUGUAGAGAAAAUGACACCUGUGUUGCUGACCUAAAGGUGGAUUUCAACUUCAUGUCUGCAACAUUAUUGGUGGCAGAAGAUAACUACUUCAACCUGACUGUAAAACUGUCCAAUGAUGGUGACGACUCGUACAACACCAGCCUCUUAAUGCAAUAUCCUCCAGGCCUUUCCUUCUCUAGAAUGAUUCUUGCAGAGGCAACAAGACCAACGCUCCAUAAGUGUUAUGAUCAAGAAGACUUGGACAAGACUGUAUGUGGUGUCAACCUUCCUUUGUAUCGCAGCAAAUCAUCUGCAACAUUUAAAACGUCCUUUCACAUCAUCACUGACUCAAAGUGGAAUGAUUCAGUUUCAGUAACCAUUGCAGGAAAAAGUGAUAACGCAAACUCCAGUGCGACUAAUUCCCUGACCAAGACCAUCCCAGUACAAUUUGAAAUUAAAAUGGCCGUAACAGUGAGAGACGACACAAUCACCUACCUGAACUUCUCAACAGAGGAUACUGCACCUAAACAAAUGGUUAAUAUAUAUCAGAUAGAUAAUCUUGGAUGGAAGCCUUUUCCUGUCAAUGUGUCCCUGCUCUUCCCAACUAAUUUGGAACAUAGCUUUGAAAUGAACAACUAUCAAGUCUUUGUCAAGGAGAACAAAACUCAGUGCUCACGCAUUUCUGACAUGACAACUGAGUAUUGCUCACCAGAAAAACACUGCAAAAUCAUAAUGUGUGACAGCUUCAUCCUGGACAAAGAAUCAACCGUUGAGUUCAAACUGUCAGGAGACGUACAAUUCAGGGAUCUCAAACAGCUCCAAGAAAAUGUUACCUUUCUUAAACGAUAUACUGGAGAUGAUGUACAGAUUAAAUUUAAAAGCUUCUUGGAUGUUAGUUAUGACAACAAGCGAUAUGUGCUGGAUUCUCAUAAACAGGAGAGCAAAGAGAAGUCUUCUGAAAGUGGCUUGCAGAAAGGCCAUGAUUCAGUAAUGAAAGGGGCUGAAGUUCAAGUUGAGUUUAUAAUACCUCCCAAUCACCUGCUGAUCAUUUUAACUGGGUCUGGACUGGGAUUAUUGCUUCUGAUUAUAAUAGUAAUCAUCAUGGUAAAGUUGGGUUGCUUUAAGAGAAGAAAGAUGUAUGAUCAAGACAGCCUUAGCGAGUCAAACCCUGCCCCUACCGACGACAUAGUACCAAUAUCAGGAACGACAAAACUCAAGGAAUCUCAAGAACAUGAGGAAGAAGCUGCUUUUCUGCUUGAUGUCCCUAGCAAGUCAAAUCCUGACCCUACCAGCGACAGGGACAGGGACAACAAAAUUCAAGGAAUUUGAAGAACAGGGAGAAGACUGAGUUGACCCCUGCCCCCACCAACGGUAGAGCCAGCCAAUCAGAGACUGACCAAUCUCCAUUUGAUAUUUUGAUGUAUGAAGGUGAGGUAAAUAACACCACUCUUCUGGUUUUCUUCCGGUUUCUUUCCUUCUUUCACUCUGCAUGCUAAGCUAAGCUAGUUGUCUCCUAGCUCCAGAUUCAUAUUGGUCAAUGACCAUUAGAUGUUGGACAACUGGCAAAAGAUGCCAUUCACAUAAGAUGCCAGGGUCUUCCAACAGAGGAGGGGAUACAAUCAUUUAUCCAUAUACAACAACCUGUUACCUUCUUGACAUACAUGCCUUACCGACAUUAGGUCGCACGAGGACACUUUCACGCAUACAAUUCAAUUCAAUUUCAAUUUAGUUUAUUUAUAUAGCGCCAAUUCACAACAAAAGUUAUCUCAUGACACUUUCCAAUUAGAGCAGGUCUAGACCAAACUCUUUAAUUAAACUAUAAAUAGAGAG
Scatophagus argus is the source of this 4377-nucleotide messenger RNA. RefSeq names its product integrin alpha-D. The record is from RefSeq and is a predicted model, not a curated record. Lineage: Eukaryota; Metazoa; Chordata; Actinopteri; Scatophagidae. Gene Ontology annotation, biological process: integrin-mediated signaling pathway; cell-matrix adhesion; cell-cell adhesion. The transcript is spliced from 31 exons. Gene Ontology annotation, molecular function: integrin binding. The coding region runs from base 271 to 3876 and encodes 1201 amino acids. Gene Ontology annotation, cellular component: external side of plasma membrane; integrin complex.